UGACCGCGACGAAAAUACAUCUCGCUGGAGUACGAGUCAAAACGUGAAUGGACAGCAGAACGCUGGUGGUAGCGUGGCCGUGCGAUAAUCGAUAACACCGUUUCCCCGGUUUUUUUUUUCCUUUCCAUUUCGGUACGGAGAUAACGCACGCGACGUACGCUUACGCGAGUUACGAGCGGACCCGACGGGCAGUCGUAAACCAAGCGCGAGCCCGCAGGGAAGGCCAGCGUUACGAACGUGCGUGUCAUGGUCUUCCUCUUAUAUAAGCACCGCCGCCGCGGAAUUACACAGUAGUGUCAGUGCAUCCGUCCGUCACGUAGCGAGCGUCCGCGCAUGGAGUAGACAGCCGCUCGUUUCUGGUAUCUCGCGUACUCGAAACACGAGUGGGAUCCGCGCCGCCGCGGCUAACUCUCGACGCGAAAUUUACAGAGCUAACUUAAAGUAAACGCAACGAGACGGUGUAAAGGUACGAUGGAGGACUGGAGAUGAUCUACUUACAUUUGUGUCAAAUCCACGAGCUUGAUAAGAAGGAUUGCCUCACAAGAAGAGCGUUUUUAUGAGCAUCGUUAAAUCGAUUUCGCGAUGACGUGUCAUUGCAAUGUGGUUUGAAUCGCAUUUCCUACUACGAUAUUGCGAAUUGCUUCUUGAGAUAGCGAGUCGACCGUCGCGGUCGUGUCGUGUUACACAAUUCGCAAGACCGAUAUAACUCGCCUUGGGAAGCACCGUAUAAAAAUGAGUGGCGGCGGGCAUAAUGGAAGAAACAUCCUUACGUACGACACGCUGGUGCACGCGAUAUCCGGCGCGGCGGGUAGUGUGGUCGCGAUGGCAGCCUUUUAUCCCUUAGAUACCGUGCGAAGCCGUUUACAAUUGGAAGAAGGACGUCAAUCGAAAGGUACUUUGGCGACCAUACGAGAACUCGUUGCGAAAGAAGGACCGUACACCCUGUACAGAGGUGUCGUCCCCGUUCUGCAGAGCCUGUGCGCGAGUAAUUUCAUUUAUUUCUACACGUUCCACGGCUUGAAGGAGCUGAGAGGCAAAAGAAGUCAAACGGCCGGCAGCGACUUGCUCCUCGCGUCAGUCGCUGGUGUUAUCAAUGUCCUCACCACGACACCCCUGUGGGUUGUAAACACGAGAUUGAAGAUGAGAGGACUCACUCCAGAACGGAAUAACAACGAAUACACUACUCUAUGCGACGGUCUCGUGCACAUAUGGAAGUACGAAGGUUUGAGAAAGCUGUGGGCGGGAACGAUGCCGAGUCUCAUGCUCGUCGCGAACCCGGCCAUCCAAUUUAUGACGUACGAGAGUAUUAAGAGAAGAGUCAUCGCAUCUCUUGACGGUGUCCAACCACCGGCAUGGGUAUUCUUUAUUAUUGGAGCGAUAGCGAAAGCGGUUGCCACGUCGAUAACAUAUCCUUUGCAGCUUGUGCAAACGAAAUUAAGGCAUGGGGACAAAUAUCCUAAUCUACCUCCAGACGCAGGCACGUUGCAAAUAUUGUUUUACAUUCUGAAGAAGCAAGGAUUAAGUGGCUUGUAUAAAGGGAUGGAGGCCAAACUUUUACAGACUGUCCUCACUGCCGCUUUGAUGUUCCUGGCUUACGAGAAAAUCGCACGAUUUGUUUUCCGAAUACUUUUGCAUAAACCCCAUCUCAGAUAACGAUGCAUUCCCAAUAACAUUAUUACGAAACGUA
Wasmannia auropunctata (little fire ant) is the source of this 1687-nucleotide messenger RNA. RefSeq names its product peroxisomal membrane protein PMP34 (gene PMP34). Gene Ontology annotation, biological process: mitochondrial transport. Lineage: Eukaryota; Metazoa; Arthropoda; Insecta; Hymenoptera; Formicidae. The record is from RefSeq and is a predicted model, not a curated record. Gene Ontology annotation, cellular component: mitochondrial membrane; peroxisomal membrane. Bases 733 to 1653 code for a protein of 306 amino acids. Gene Ontology annotation, molecular function: FAD transmembrane transporter activity; AMP transmembrane transporter activity; coenzyme A transmembrane transporter activity. The transcript has 9 exons.